UUUAACUCACAUGUACGCUCAUUUCACUGUUUGCUGUGCCUGAGGUGAAACAAUUUUGACAACCGAUACAUGUGUGCGCAUUGUAUUGUAUUUGAUCGAUAAACGACACGGUUUCUCCGAGAUGAGUGCCCAGAUUACUUGUGUCGGAUGGGUGGGGAGAGGCGUUGCAAAGGGAACCCCAGACAAAGUUGAGUUAAGCCAAGAGGAGCUACAGCGCAUCAUCACUGAUGCAAAAGAGGAACUGGGUCACCUAGCAGCCGAGGAGGAUGAAGACGAUGAUGAAGGUAUAGCCUGUGAGGAGAAUCCUGAUGGUAAUACAGCGGACGUAGCUGGAGAUCCAAAGGGUGACGAUGAAGAUGGAAAGGAGGAAGAAGACGAGCUGGCAGAGUACGGCCUGGAUAGAUAUGAUGAAGAGGAUGCAGCGACCGCUAGUCUCGGCGACAGUCUGGCUGGCCUUACAGUGUUCAGCUGUAAUGAGGAGGAUCCUUACAUCACCCUCAAAGACACAGACCAAUAUGAGCGAGAAGACUUCCAAAUCAAGCCUGGUGACAAUCUCAUCCUUACAGGCAGGGCAGAGAAGGACUGCUGCAAUUUGGAGAUCCAUGUUUAUAACUCCGAGGAGGACUCUCUGUAUGUUCAUCAUGAUAUUCUGCUACCAGCUUACCCACUGUGUGUGCAGUGGCUAAACUUUGACCCCAGUCCUGGAGAAAAACCCGGAAACUAUGCUGCAGUGGGAAACAUGACUCCUAAGAUCGAUGUGUGGGACCUGGAUGUGGUGGACUGUUUGGAGCCAGUCUUUUCUUUAGGGAGUAAACAGCCAUCCAAGAAGAAGAAAAAGAGCAAGAAGGGGGCAGCGGCAGAGCCUGUCGAGGGGCACACGGACGCAGUGCUGGAUUUAUCCUGGAACAGACUGAUCAGAAACGUGUUGGCCAGUGGAUCAGCAGAUGACACGGUUAUCUUGUGGGAUCUUACUCAAGGCAAACCAGCCACAACUCUGCACAGGCACACUGACAAGGUUCAGACGUUAUCAUUCCACCCAUUCGAAGCACAGACUCUGAUAUCAGGAUCAUAUGACAAGACAGCUGUCCUGUAUGACUGCCGCAGUCCAGACAACAGUAACCGGACCUGGAGGUUUAGUGGUCAAGUGGAGCGGCUGACCUGGGACCACUUUUCACCGUGGAACUUCCUGGCCAGCACAGAGGAUGGAUUCAUCUACUGCCUGGACGCACGCUCGGAUAAACCGGUUUUCACACUGAGGGCUCACGACGAAGAAGUGUCAGGUUUGAACCUCAGCAGCCAGAUCAAAGGAUGCCUGGUCACCUCAUCAGCUGACAGACACGUUAAGAUUUGGGACAUUUUGGGCAAUAAGCCCAACCUGGUGCACUCGCGAGACAUGAAAAUGGGUGUACUCUUCUGUGCGUCAUGUUGCCCUGAUCUGCCCUUCGUCUAUGCCUUCGGGGGACAGAGGGAAGGCUUGCGGGUUUGGGAUAUAAGUGAUGUUGCUGCAGUGGCUGAGGUGUUUGGCAGCCGGGAACGCUUGGUGCCGAACACGGGCUCACAGGUAUCCAGUACUGCAGCCACAGCAGAGAUGGAGGUUUCCGAGUGACGCGUCAUCAACCUGUAAACAUGAAUAAACUCUUGUUGCUGUGUUCCUUCAUAGUACAGUAGUUCAUGCAAAAAGGAUUUAAAUGAAUGAAGCUGCAUUUCCUGAAGGAUUUGAAAGGUUGGCCUGAAUGAAAACUGGUCCGAACAUACUUGGAAAAACUUGUUCAGCUUGUCUCUCUGAAGUUGGGUUAAAAAAAGAAGAGACAUAUCUUUCUUGUAUUCAUAUUAGUGAAUAUUACAAAGAAUCUAUUUGGGCUUUUUAUUUGGAAGCAGUGAUUCAAAUAUUUGAAUUGUUCAGAGAUUGUUUUCAGUUUCUUUAUACAUUUACAAAUGUAAUAUGCUACUAAAACUAUUUUCACAUUAACAUUGCAUCCUGGUAUAAUGAAAUAUGAAUGAAAAGAAGCCUGUGUUCUUACAUUUGGCCAACGUGUUAAAAAAAUAAUGUCUAUUCAGUAAAUAAAUACAGUUCAUAAAAUGUAUAAACCUUUUGUUCUUUGGAAUCUGUGACCCUCGGAUGGUUUUCACCGUCGUAGUGGAUGAUGCAAAGUGACAUAAUAUUUUUGUCUAAAAUGGACCAAACUUGAGGUCAAAUUGAUAAAGUUUCAAUUGAGUAUGUCAUUCCCAACAUUGCCAUCUGAAGCUAUGUAGAAGAUUGGCCUUUGGAGAGAGUGUUAAAAUGUGUUACAUUUACACUCGGAAACCAUUUCAGAGGACACAUGCCUGCCAUAGUAUACAUGUAACGUCACUAAAAACAUUAUUUAGCCCUGACAAGUAAAGAGUGGACAAAACUCUUAAAUGUGUUUCAUAUAAAUAAAGUUUAAAAAUAACA
This is a messenger RNA of Anarrhichthys ocellatus (wolf-eel), 2434 nucleotides long. It is a transcript of the gene pwp1, whose product is annotated as PWP1 homolog, endonuclein. The record is from RefSeq and is a predicted model, not a curated record. Lineage: Eukaryota; Metazoa; Chordata; Actinopteri; Perciformes; Anarhichadidae. Gene Ontology annotation, molecular function: protein binding. The transcript is spliced from 15 exons. The coding region runs from base 122 to 1606 and encodes 494 amino acids. Gene Ontology annotation, cellular component: nucleus. Gene Ontology annotation, biological process: rRNA processing.